AUGUUUCGCGGAGUUUUGGCUACAACCGGGCGGCAGCGACGUGUCGAGCGCCGUUUAGCCACCGUCGUCAAUUCCACAGGCAGAAGAGCUACAAAACAAUGGACGCACCGGGUUUGCAUGAACGAAUUUUUAAAACAACAGGCGGCAACGACGAGAAGAGAAGAAAAAUGGAAGCGGCGACACGGUUCCUCUGCUUUGGGUAUUCAAAGCCCACUUACCGCAGCAGAUGUUAAGGCGCUUCAUCAGCAGCAGAGUGAAGCGCUUGCAAAUGAAACCGCUUACGGCCGUACGGUACCAUCGACUUCAAACGAAUGGAAUGAACGCUCGCAUUUGUCCCGUGCGCAACAUUGCGGUUACGAUACCGUGGAUGCUCAUAGUGGACAAAGUAUUGCUCAGCAACGGUUUGAUUCUCUUGCACGAGAUGCCGUUUUAAAAUAUGGACCUCCGCUUCCGGUAGAAUUUGUAGCGGAAAAUGAUGUCAUCACCAUUCAAAACACCGUGUCGAGGAGUGGUGUCGGCGAUUCCUCCUCGUUGAGAGACUCCGAGCGCGAUGCAAAUCAUUUCUACGAUGAGGUUCAGGUGCGACCGCAGGAGCUCUUCCAAAUGAUACGUAAACUUGAUUCAUCUUUCAGUGUUCAUACGCAUGCUGACGGGGUUCCUUUCUCCCUUCUAAUUAAGAACUGCUCAUAUUUUAAUGUUAGGGGUGGGCGAGUGCAUUUCAUGCGGUGCCUUCGUCGAGUGAAAUUAUCCCAAAACACUCGAGGGGAUGUUAAUACGGAGGGCUCUGAUGAACCCGCUGAAGUUAUCGUAGUGUUAUCAAGAUAUAAAAUGCGUGAGGCACCGUCAUUUGAUGGAGUUCGGCAGGGGCCACAGCCGUGGUUAUAUAGUUACAAAAUGGUGUAA
This is a messenger RNA of Trypanosoma brucei brucei TREU927, 903 nucleotides long. RefSeq lists its product as hypothetical. The transcript has a single exon. The record is from RefSeq and is a predicted model, not a curated record. The coding region runs from base 1 to 903 and encodes 300 amino acids. NCBI's taxonomy places the organism in Eukaryota, Euglenozoa, Kinetoplastea, Trypanosomatida, Trypanosomatidae.